AUGGGUUUACUUGGUAUGCUCAGGAAAUUAAAGCUCAAGGAAAAAGAAAUGAGAAUUCUUUUCCUUGGUCUUGAUAAUGCAGGAAAAUCUUCAGUAAUUAAAGCAUUUCUCGGAGAAUCAAUCGAUGAAUUAUCACCAACACUUGGAUUUGAAAUCAGAACAAUUGAAACACAAGGAUAUCGUAUUAAUUGUUGGGAUGUUGGAGGUCAAACAACAAUUCGCGCAUAUUGGAGAAAUUAUUUCGAAACUACAGACGGAAUAGUUUGGGUUGUUGAUUCAACUGAUAGAAAUAGAAUACCUGAUUGCAAGAAGGAACUUGAUUCUGUUUUACAGCAAGAAAGACUUGCUGGUGCAUCUUUACUUAUUUUUGCUAAUAAGCAAGAUAUUAAUGGAGCCAUGAAACCAGAGGAAAUAGCUCAGCUCCUUGAUCUUAACGCAAUUAACAAGAGACAUUGGUCAAUUCAAAAAUGCAGUGCAAAAUCAAGAGAAGGCAUUGAAAAUGGCUUCAAUUGGAUCAUAGAAGAUAUUGGUUCUAGACUCUUUACUCAUCCAUAA
Messenger RNA from Trichomonas vaginalis G3, 555 nucleotides. Its product is annotated as GTP binding. The record is from RefSeq and is a predicted model, not a curated record. Lineage: Eukaryota; Parabasalia; Trichomonadida; Trichomonadidae. Gene Ontology annotation, molecular function: GTP binding; GTPase activity. Gene Ontology annotation, cellular component: cytoplasm; microtubule cytoskeleton. Gene Ontology annotation, biological process: protein folding. The transcript has a single exon. The coding region runs from base 1 to 555 and encodes 184 amino acids.